AUGCAAGUUGCCAGUGACAUUAAGGUGAACACAGGUCGAUAUGAGUCAUACGCUCAUACCUUUCUGCUGCUUGAAGAAUACAGGAGAGAGCUGUUUACUGACUACAUGUUUACUAUUGAGCCACAUGAGAAGCUCCUUUUUUCAUCUAAGCAGAAAAUAAAAAGAUGUCUACAACAAAAGAACAGUGAGAAGUCAUUGGAUGAUUAUGAGCAAGAGUGUGAUAUGAAUAGUAUUAUACUUGGGGGAAAGCAUUCUGGCAAUGCUGCAAUGAUCUGCAAGCACAUCAAAGAACACACACUGGAGCAGAACCCUCUAGAUGGCAGCAAUGUGGGCAACGCUAUGGGUUUAAACAAUGUGAUGAAGUUGUCACUUGUUCCACCGAUCUUUAUAGUCAUAUUAGAACUUACACUGGAGAGGUAUCUUUUUAGGUUAAAAGGCAUCAUGCUCCUGAACUGGAACCAAAGUGGCAAGGAUCUUAUUCGGCACACAGUCAGGGCUCGGAGGUCUGAAGAAACCAGCCAAAAUCAAACAGCUGCAGCAAAUCAACUACGGCAAGAAUACCAGCAGAAUUGUCCUGCAAGUGGACCUGCACAAUCUAACACAAAGAAGAAAACUGUCAAGAGUCAUCAUCCCAAGAGAAACACCACUGGGUAUGGUCAAUCAACUAAGCGUAGAGCCAAAGGGCACACAUCCCCUGAGCCUGCCCUGCCUUCCUGCAGCUCGAGAGCUUCCUGGGUGGAGAGUGUCAUAGCUCCCAAUAGCAUUGAGGAUCUGAGGAGGCACUACCAAUCCCUCAUGCUUACCCUGCACUGCAGCAAGUUACAAAACCAACAGCUCUCCAGUGAGAUCCACCAACUGAAGGCGGAAAAGAAACUCCUGCAGCAUCGACAACAAAAAGAGAAUUGGAGGAGAGCCCAAGAGAAAGAAGCAAUGCAAAAAGAACUGGAAGCCCACAAGGUAACGAUACAGAUGUUGGUUGAAGAAGAACGCAAUUUACACUGUGCCCUGGCCCACAUGCAGCAAGUGUUUAUUGAGAGAAAACGGGAGCAGGAAGGUGUCACCAGCCGCCAGCAGGCUGCACCUCAGCAAGUUGCAGAGCAAGACAUAGCCUUGAACCAAGUCACCACCCAACAGGAUGACACUCAAAAGAAAAAUCCACAGCUCAUCCAAGACCAGAAACAGAGCAGGAGUGGUGAUUUGGAGGAAAUCAACAGCGAAUUGCAAAGAAAGCUGCAAGUCCUCUGCACCCAGAAGCUCAACAUGCAAAACAGAAUUCACAAGCUCCAAAAAGCCGCAGAGGAGCGGGCAGUGCUGAAAAGGCAAGUGGACAACCUGAGAAGGCUGGUGAUGGCCAUGAGGUCAGAAAGGGACAACUUUGCCAUAUACCUGAGGAGGGAGAGGGCCAUGUGCGAGGACAUGAUCCAGCAGCAAUCCCAAGAGAUGAAGCAUCUUAGAGAGGAGAGAGAGAGAGGGCAGAGGCAGGUGUUGGAGCUGGAGGUCAACCUGGAGGAGGUUAGAAAACAACUGGCAGAGCUGCAGGCACCCGCAGGACCAGCUCAGGCUGAGCAACAGCUGCAGGCCCAGGCCUUGCAGAUGCAGGAGGAGGUCAAGGACCUGAAGCAACAGCUUCACUUGCAGGUACAGGAAAACCACAGCCUCCGUCUCCAGAACCUGGAGCAACAGGAGCGGCUGUGUAGACUGGAACAGGCAGGGGAGGAACCCGUUCCUAGGCCUGCCGAGGAUCGGCACAAGACAAAGGACACAGAGAGAUGCACACAUGUGCAAGACGGAGAGAUGGAAGAUCCACUGCUGCAGCUGCAGGAUGCUUUCCACCAGCUGAGCGGUGAGAAGGAGGAGCUCGCCAGUGCGCUGAGCUCAGAACAGCACCUGAAGGAACAGCUGCAGGAGAAGCUGAAGCAGCAAGAGAACAAUCUGCAAAAGUGGAAAGAGGAGGCUGAGAGGGCGAGCUUCUUGGCUCAGGAGGGGCAGAAGCUGCAGGGCCAGUAUCGGAUCCAGCUGCAGAAACUCAGAGACACCUGCGAUCGGCACACAUUCUCCAAUUGGAAGCUGAGGACAGAAAACGAUGCCCUGCAGGAGCAACUGCAGACGCAGAACCAGCUGCUGGAGCAGCUGAAGCAGGAGCAAGAACAGAGCAAGUUGCUGGCCCAGAUGGAAAGGGAACAGUUACAGGACACUCUCAAGUGUCUAGAAGCAGCAAGGCAAGAGAAGGAGCAACUGCAGGCCCAGCUGAGUGGCCUGGCGUUCCCUCCAGAAGGCCAAGCAGUGAGUAACGGGGAAGAAAGGGGGGCGGAGGCAACCCCACUCGACGUGACCGUCCCUGACGAUGUGGACAGCCCUCAAGACAUCAGGGACAUUUUCCAGAAAUACCAGACCAAGCUGGAUCAAGAGGCCCUCUUACCCAGGACGAGGACCCACGGCUUGUUUGGGAAGAGGAAGCGGGACACACAGGGGCUCAAGAGGGAGCUGCAACUCUGCUUCAGUCCCGACCUGCCUGACAAGGUGGACUUUCAGAGUGGAGUGGAUGACCUGCAGCAGCGAUGCAGCCAGCUAUCAGACCACAUUACCGCCAUCGAAAAGUCCAUUGUGACCUGCAAAGAGCAGAUGGAAGAUCUGGAGGCCCUGCUUAAGGAGAAAGAUGAACAUGUCGACCUGCUGUCCCAGGAGAAGCAGCAGAAGAAGAAGGAGCUGCAGGAGCUGCUGUUGCGUCUUGCAGCUGAAGGCCUGGAGGGCCAGGACAAGAUGCAGGCCGACACCGAGGCCCCUGCUGCUGACACCACUUCAGAUUUGGCCGGCCCCAUGAAGAUUGAAUGUAGCGAGGAGCACGACGGUCUUGAGGAAAUCCCACUCGAUGACGACGUGGAACCUUCCACAGCAGGGCCUGCGGUUCAGUGCCCCCUGGAGGACUCCACCAAACACGUUGGGGGCUUGGGGAAUGAACGCCCCAUCCCGUUCUGGUCCAGACUUUUGAAUUUUGUUAAGCAAUCAUAG
Messenger RNA from Perognathus longimembris pacificus (Pacific pocket mouse), 3009 nucleotides. Its product is annotated as golgin subfamily A member 2-like. The transcript is spliced from 7 exons. Gene Ontology annotation, cellular component: Golgi cisterna membrane; Golgi apparatus; Golgi cis cisterna. The record is from RefSeq and is a predicted model, not a curated record. Bases 1 to 3009 code for a protein of 1002 amino acids. NCBI's taxonomy places the organism in Eukaryota, Metazoa, Chordata, Mammalia, Rodentia, Heteromyidae. Gene Ontology annotation, biological process: spindle assembly; Golgi organization.